GCCUCCGGGAUUACUUCUUCGACGACUAGUCCUGCAGCUGCAGCGCGCACAACUCCAGCAACCUUCGUUACAUCCUCAUCGGACCGGUUUCAUAUCUCCUGGCUGCUAUACACCGCUCCCAGUCUAGUUCAAUGAUUCAAUUAUGUGGAGGAAAAGCAGAUUGCUCGCCAAUUCCAAAGCGAUGGACGAACGUAGCCUUCGAGCACGAUGUUCGAUUCAGGAUAGAUUCGAGAAAUUAUGUGGAUUCAAGUUGAACGAUCUUUCAUCUUUCCAAAAAUUUACCAAACUUUUGUACCGACCAACUGAUCCGACCAGUUUAGGAGUUGUAAGAGCCUUCUUUGGACUGUGUAUGGUAUUAGACGUAGUGGAAGAAAGAGGGUUUUCAGACGUGGAUAUCAAAUGGGGAGAUCCUAUGGAGUGUCAUUUUCCACUGAUUCAUGGAAUGAAAGCUCCGUCGCUGCCAUGGAUGAUACUGAUUUAUACGAUCAUGUGGAUCGGUGCCUUUGGUAUUAUGCUAGGCUUACGUUUCAAGCUCGCCUGCGCUUGUUUCGUGCUUCCUUACUGGUACAUCUUUCUACUGGAUAAAAGCUACUGGAACAACCAUACGUAUCUUUAUGGGAUCGUCGCGACUCUCCUCUGGGGUACGGAGGCUAAUAAGUACUUUGCCUUGGAUGCCUUGAAAACCGGAGGAACCGAACACAGGGUACCACUAUGGAAUUACUUCAUCUUGAGGUUCCAAUUUUUUGCACUGUACUUUUUAGCUGGAUUAAAAAAAUCAUGUACAGAAUGGCUCUCAGGUUAUGCCAUGACAAAUUUGUCAAGACACUGGGUCUUCAGCCCGUUCAAAUUAUUUUUGACCACCGAACAAACAGACUUUUUCAUAGUCCACUGGUUCGCAUUUAUCUUUGACCUCACGGUUGGAUUUUGGAUGUUGUUCGAUAAAACACGGAUCCCUGCAAUGAUUUUUUGCACUGCCUUUCAUUUGAUGAAUUCCAGACUCUUCAGUAUUGGAAUGUUUCCUUACGUGUGUCUUGCAACCAUGCCACUCUUCUGCAGCACGGAUUGGCCUCGAAGGUUUGGCUCUUUUCUAAAAGACAACUGUGUUCCUAUAUUUCUAGUGCAAAGUCAAAAAACCAAACACUGCGAGGACUUCUCGAGUAGUUCCAUCAAAGAUCUUUAUGAAAAAGAAUUCAACUCUAAUGAACCAUUAGAAAAGGCUUUAACGUGUGAUAAGAUACAGAAUAAAACGAAUAACAAAUCGUCAAUUGAUGAUGAGUAUCGAAAAGAUACCAUAGAAUCCAGAAAGCCUGAAAUGAUUCACAAAAAUGUUAAGGAAAUCUGUAUCAAAUCCACAGGACCAACAAAGAGACAAAAAUUUGUAGUGUCUCUGUUACUAUUUCAUAUAUUUUUACAAUUCUUCCUGCCAUACUCACAUUUCAUUACAAAGGGUUACAAUAAUUGGGUGUCAGGUAUGUAUGGUUACUCUUGGGAUAUGAUGGUUCACGUUUGGGACACCAUACUGGUUGUAAUUAAAGUUCACGAUAAUGUGAGUAAUGAAGAUCGUUAUUUGGAUCCUAAAGCAUGGGUGCAAGGAGACAGAUGGGAGAGACACGGUGAUAUGGCCAGACAAUAUGCCUUUUGUUUAAGGGAUAAUUUAAUUGAACAAGAGAAUCAAAUUUUCGACAAUUAUCGUCAACGCGACGGGAAGACGAAAUGGACGCCUUUAUCAACGAAUUUAAGCAUCUAUAUCGACGUGUGGUGUUCACUGAACGGAAGAUUCCAACAGAGAAUGUUUGAUCCGAACGUCGACUUGUUGACAGUAGAUUGGCAUCCGUUUAAGCCCAUCUCGUUUUUAAUGCCCCUAUUGUCGCAAUAUAAUUCGUACAGGUACAAACUGGAAGAAAUUCAACAGCACGUCUAUACCUGGUCCAACGAUACAGAUGUUCUUUUCGUGGCUGAUUUUCCAGGAAUGCAUUUGGAUAAUUACAUUUCGAAAAACUUCACCAAUGUUACUUUAACGGUGCUCGAAGGAGAGGUGAUAUACAGCGACAAGAAUCAGAGUAAAGGAGUUAUAAUCUCAAAAGAAUCAUCGAUUCCUAUUAAAACUGGCCAAUUUCAUAAAAUAAAGACAAUCAGCACUUAUCCAGCUUGCUACAUGUACACUUACACCAAUCGAAACAAACAGCAAUCCGAUAAAGACAGGAUAAUUGAAUUGGAGGAUCAGAGAGAGCCCCUUCCAAUAGGGAAAGAAAUCAGCUAUAAAAUUGACGCGUGGUUGAGGUCCUUUGGUCACAUAACAAAUGCAUUUUUCUAUCUAGUUUAUAACGUUCCUAUGGUGCGUAGGGUGCCGGUUAAUAAAUAAUGUCAAUUGGAAUUUACUGCAUCAAUGAACUGAUCGUAGAUUUUCUAAAGUUUUAGAUACACGUUAAAAUUGUAGAGAAUUUAUUUUCUUAUCUUAUAAUUGAACAAAUGUGUUCAGUGAUAAUCUUACUUUAAUGCAAAUGGUAAUAUAGAAACUUUUAUAUAUUUAUAUUUCAUAAGUAUACUUUUUUAUUUAUAUAAAAAUUGUUUUCAUAUAUAGAAUUAAUGUUUAUGCAAGUUUAUGAGAAAUGUAACGGAUGUGCAAUGUGUUCAGUGAUAAUAAUUUUAUUUGAAUGCAAACGAGAAAUAGAGAUUUUUAUAUACUUAAAUUUUAGAAAAAUUCUUUUUUUAUUUAAAUGUAUGUUUACAAAAAAUCACAAAUAAGAAAUGCAAUAA
Osmia lignaria (orchard mason bee) is the source of this 2757-nucleotide messenger RNA. RefSeq names its product gamma-glutamyl carboxylase (gene GC). Gene Ontology annotation, molecular function: vitamin binding; gamma-glutamyl carboxylase activity. Gene Ontology annotation, biological process: peptidyl-glutamic acid carboxylation. The record is from RefSeq and is a predicted model, not a curated record. Lineage: Eukaryota; Metazoa; Arthropoda; Insecta; Hymenoptera; Megachilidae.